Messenger RNA from Capsella rubella, 1695 nucleotides. RefSeq lists its product as uncharacterized. The record is from RefSeq and is a predicted model, not a curated record. Bases 105 to 1466 code for a protein of 453 amino acids. Lineage: Eukaryota; Viridiplantae; Streptophyta; Magnoliopsida; Brassicales; Brassicaceae. The transcript is spliced from 3 exons.
UCGAAAUUUUCCCCAAUUUCUUUUUCUUUUUUUUUGUAAAACGAAUUCGAUCAAAUCCUCUCCUUCUCUUAGAUAAUUCUUUAAAUCAAUUGUUCUAAAAAAAAAUGGGACUAAAACGACCUUUUGACGCUGAAGAUAUGCAAGAGUGCAAUGCUAAACAUGCAAGACAGCUUACAUAUAACAACCAUGACCAGCUGAACCAGUUUGACGAAGCUAUGCCUUAUCAUCAUCUUCCUAUGGAGAAGAAGACUGGUGUUUUAGUAGAAGGUCUGGGUGGUCUCUGUGGGAACCCUACAUGGACUAAUGAUGUUGACAAGGGUUUUGACUCGUGUGCUCAGUUUCCGUGGAUUUCACCAGCAACCGAUUUGUGUCAGGAAGAUUCUCAAUCUGGAGGGAUGACUCAGUCAGAUCUUUCUAAUCAAUCUUUUGGUUCAGAUUUCACCUGGAGGCCACUUUCCCCAGUGGAAGACGUUUAUACUUGUCUGAUGAAACAACCACCAAGGAAACUAGUUCCUGUUGGGUCUAAUCACCAGGCGGAUAUUCCUGAGUUUGUCAAGAAAGAUAUUCUUGAUCGGUCAGGGAGUGGUAACGGUGACUUGGAAGAGAAGCUGAUGGGAAAGUGCAUAAUACCAAUGCAUGUCUCAGAUCUUUGUGGAACCGGCCAAGGAAGAAAAGGAUGUCUUUGCCCAGAUAAACACUCCAUUAGAUGCGUGCAGCGACAUAUCAUGGAAGCCAGAGAAGGGCUUGUUGAAACGAUUGGAUAUGAAAGGUUUAUGGAGCUAGGGUUCUGUGAAAUGGGGGAGGAAGUUGCAAGCUUGUGGACUAAAGACGAAGAAGAUCUCUUUCACAGGAUUGUAUACUCCCAUCCAUUUUCAGUGGGUCGCAACUUCUGGAAGCAAUUAAAGGCAACGUUUCCUUCAAGAACCAUGAAGGAAUUUGUCAGCUACUACUUCAAUGUCUUCAUCUUGCGUAGACGGGGUACUCAGAAUCGGUUCAGAGCCCUAGAUGUUGACAGUGAUGAUGACGAGUGGCAAGUUGAAUAUGACAUUUUUUACAAGACCAAAUUUUCAGAUGGGGAAGACAACAAUGGAAAUCACUCCUCAUAUGAAGAUAACGAGGAAGAAGAAGAGACAAACAGCAGUGAUGAUGAAGAUGAAGAGGAAGACUCACCAAGUAACGAUGCCCAUUGUGUAUAUAUGGAUAAGGCUUCAAGAGACAGUGUUGGUGAGGAUGUAAAUGUGGAAGAAGACUCAUGUAUGUCCUUCGAGUUACAAGACUCCAACUUGAUCUUCGCUCACAACCCAAACGAAAACAGAGAGUGCCAUAGAUCUGGUGAGGAUCAGAGACUCACAUCAGAUUGUUGGACCAAGAACAACGACCUUCUACCAACUUCCAACAUCAUUGAAGAGAUAUUUGGUCAAGAAGAUUGGGAAGAUAAUGAUGAUGAUAACUUGAAGGGGAAGUAAAUGGAAAAUUAAAAAUAGUUUUCAUCUCCUCUUCCAUGGAUUUCUGCUGAAGGUUUUUUUUUUUCCUAUGUGAAUUAUUAAAAAAAGAAAAAAAAAACGCAGAAGUUUGAAAGUUUUCUCUUAGGAAGUUUUUAUUGGUUUAGGUUGAAGAAGAAGAGAGUUGUUGUUAGUUGUUACUAAUUGGACAAAACCUUAUCUAUGAACAUGUACCCAUAUAGCAACUUUCACA